AGAUGGUGGAGCCACAGGAAAAUGGCUUUCUUGAGCUACCGGAUUAUGAACAUGUGGAAGAUGAAACUUUCCCUCCUUUCCCACCUCCAGGCUCUCCAGAGAGAGAAAAUGGCGAAGAAGCUGACCCUGAUGAAGAGGCAGAGAGAGGAGCACCUGUCCCUGUGCCUCCAAAGAGAACCGUUAAAAGGAAUAUCCCCAAGCUGGAUGCUCAGAGAUUAAUUUCAGAGAGAGGGCUUCCAACCUUAAGGCAUGUGUUUGAUAAAACAAAAUUCAAAGGUAAAGGUCAUGAGGCUGAAGACUUAAAGAAGCUAAUCAGACAGAUGGAACACUGGGCACAUAGGCUAUUCCCUAAACUGCAGUUUGAGGAUUUUGUUGACAGAGUUGAAUACCUAGGAAAUAAAAAGGAAGUUCAGACCUGUUUAAAACGAAUUCGUCUUGACCUCCCUAUUUUACAUGAAGAUUUUAUUAACAAUAAUGAAGAAGUAGGAGAAAAUAAUGGCCAUGAUAUAACUGCUACUGAAUUUGAUCCCUUUUUGACAAACUCAUCUGACAGUGAGAGGUGUCCUUCUGAACCAAGUACAAGCUUAACAGAAGAGCAACAGCAAAGAAUUGAGAGAAAUAAACAACUGGCCUUGGAAAGAAGACAGGCAAAGCUACUGAGUAACAGUCAGAACCCAGGAAAUGACUCUUUAAUGGACACACCCAGGGUACAGACACUUGAAGAAGUUAAUACAAGUGAAGAUCUCAAAGAAGAGCCAAAUAGACUAAAUGAAGAUGUUCUAGAAAAUCCACAUAACGAUGUUGCCAAUACUGUAAAUGUAGAAGAGGAAUUAAAAUUACAGAAAGCACAAUUGGACCAGUCCUUUUAA
Molecule: messenger RNA, 869 nt
Organism: Chrysochloris asiatica (Cape golden mole)
Lineage: Eukaryota; Metazoa; Chordata; Mammalia; Afrosoricida; Chrysochloridae
Gene: TIPIN
Product: TIMELESS interacting protein
Exons: 7
Coding region: 3-869 (288 amino acids)
Biological process (GO): replication fork processing; DNA damage response; replication fork arrest
Cellular component (GO): replication fork protection complex; nucleus
Molecular function (GO): DNA binding
Source: RefSeq, a predicted model, not a curated record